AUGAAGGCUGUGCCAAUAAUGAUGUACACAAGGCCUGAUUUGUCAUAUUAUAUCAAUACUGUGUGUCAAUAUAUGACUACACCUACAAAAGCACAUUUUGGUUUGGUCAAACGUAUCUUGAGGUAUAUUCAAGGUACCAUACAGUAUGGCAUUCACUUCACUACAGGCCCUUGGCAUCUGCAAGCCUAUAGUGAUGCAGACCGGGCUGGAGACUUGAAUACACGCAGGCUAAAAAGCAGGGAUCGAAGUUCGAUUGAAGCAGAGUACAGGGCAUUGGCCAAUACAGCUGCAGAUUUAGCUUGGAAUCGACAAGUCUUGUUGGAUUUGAAAGUAUGCUUACCUGAGCCUCCUACAAUUUCAUGUGAUAAUUUGUCUGCAUUGGCUCUUAGUUCUAAUCCUAUAUAUCACUCACGCAUCAAGCACCUCGACAAUGAUUUCCAUUUCGUGCGCGAAAGGGUGCAAAGGAAUGAUAACUACUAG
Messenger RNA from Prunus armeniaca (apricot), 480 nucleotides. Lineage: Eukaryota; Viridiplantae; Streptophyta; Magnoliopsida; Rosales; Rosaceae. The record is from the annotation of a GenBank genome assembly.